Macadamia integrifolia is the source of this 1532-nucleotide messenger RNA. Its product is annotated as homeobox-DDT domain protein RLT2-like. Gene Ontology annotation, biological process: regulation of transcription by RNA polymerase II. The coding region runs from base 18 to 1517 and encodes 499 amino acids. The transcript is spliced from 8 exons. The record is from RefSeq and is a predicted model, not a curated record. Lineage: Eukaryota; Viridiplantae; Streptophyta; Magnoliopsida; Proteales; Proteaceae.
CACAACUCCUUCCCAAUAUGGAACAUUGUUUCGUACCUGGUUCAUCUAGUGGGAAGAGAAAGCCAACAGCUGGAAAUGUUCAUGUGGUUCAUCCUCAGGCUGCUGCAAGGGCUCUCCAGGAAUAUCAAUUCCUUCCUGAGCAGCCCAGUGUUAGAUCUGAUGCAUACGAUAGAGUUACUUCAUCUCAUUUCUAUGACUCACCUGAUGGUCCUAGUGCCAGGGCUUCAUCAUUUCCUGCUGCAGGGCCAUAUCUACAUGGAAAUGAACAGUUCUCAACAGGUUACAGUUUCCAAGGUCAUGUGUCAGGUGUUGAUCUUUUAUCUCAACAAGGCAGGCAGGGACACAUAUAUCCUUCAGCUUCAGGAGAGUACGACGGUGUUCCACAUAAGAACUCUUUUGCUAACGUUGGGAUGGAUGCUCAGUUUGGUGCUCAUCCAAUGCUUGGACUAGAAAAUUCAUUUGUACCAUCUGAUAGGCGUGUUUCCCAUGAUGAAGAUGUUUCUCGGAUGGAGAGAAAACGCAAGAGUGAAGAGGCAAGAAUUGCCAGGGAAGUUGAAGCCCAUGAGAAACGGAUACGGAAAGAACUGGAGAAACAAGAUUUGUUGAGGCGGAAGAGAGAAGAACAAAUGAGGAAAGAAAUGGAGAGGCAUGACCGGGAAAGACGAAAGGAAGAAGAGAGGUUGAUGCGUGAAAAGCAGAAAGAGGAAGAGAGAUUCCUCCGGGAGCAAAAGCGUGAAAAUGAGCGUAGGGAGAAGUUUUUGCAGAAAGAAACAUUGAGAGCUGAGAAGAUGAGGCAGAAAGAGGAACUUCGUAGAGAGAAGGAGGCUGCAAGACUGAAAGCUGCUAAUGAGCGAGCUACUGCUCGCAGAAUUGCUAAAGAAUCCAUGGAGCUUAUUGAGGAUGAACGCUUGGAACUUAUGGAACUAGCUGCUUCAUCCAAGGCGUUGCCCUCAAUCAUUUCCCUUGACAGUGAUACAUUGCAAAACCUUGAUUCAUUCAGAGAUAUGUUAAGUACAUUCCCUCCCAAGUCUGUGCAAUUAAAAAGACCUCUUGCUAUUCAACCUUGGACUGACUCGGAGGAAAACUUGGGGAAUCUUUUCAUGGUUUGGAAGUUUUUAAUCACCUUUACCGAUGUUCUUGAGCUUUGGCCUUUUACUCUUGAUGAGUUCAUUCAAGCUUUUCAUGAUUAUGAUCCAAGACUGUUGGGGGAGAUACAUGUUGCUCUUCUAAGAUGCAUUAUAAAAGACAUUGAAGAUGUUGCAAGGACACCCUCUAUGGGUCUAGGAGCAAAUCAAACUAGUUCUACAAAUCUUGGGGGUGGGCAUCCACAAAUUGUUGAAGGGGCAUAUGCAUGGGGCUUUGAUAUACGCAGUUGGCAGCGCCACUUGAAUCCACUGACAUGGCCUGAAAUACUCCGUCAGUUUGCAUUGUCUGCUGGAUUUGGACCACAACUGAAGAAAAGGAGUGUUGGAAAGGCAUAUUUUCGAGAUGACAAUGAGGUACAACCAUUUCAUUGAAUAUUACAUGUGUAA